Messenger RNA from Penicillium verrucosum, 201 nucleotides. RefSeq lists its product as uncharacterized. NCBI's taxonomy places the organism in Eukaryota, Fungi, Ascomycota, Eurotiomycetes, Eurotiales, Aspergillaceae. The transcript has 3 exons. The record is from RefSeq and is a predicted model, not a curated record. Bases 1 to 201 code for a protein of 66 amino acids.
AUGACCUCGAUCUCCCCUCGAAACCCCUCUGAGCGUGGCGGGCUUCGGCUUCAGGACAAUCGGCUGACUGGUGGCAACAACUUCAAACCCCCCUCCAUAAAUGACCCCGAUCCCCCUCGAAACCCUUCUGACCGUGGCGGGCUUCGGCUUCAGGACAAUCGGCAGACUGGUGACUACCACCUCGAAUACCCCGCUCCAUGA